Messenger RNA from Mizuhopecten yessoensis (Yesso scallop), 1019 nucleotides. Its product is annotated as biotin--protein ligase-like. NCBI's taxonomy places the organism in Eukaryota, Metazoa, Mollusca, Bivalvia, Pectinida, Pectinidae. The record is from RefSeq and is a predicted model, not a curated record. The transcript has 4 exons. Bases 1 to 852 code for a protein of 283 amino acids.
AUGCAGUCAGCUGUGUUUCUGAUUCUGUGCUUCCCGGCCAUUCUAUGCCAGACAUUGAACAGACACGUGUAUGUGUACAAUGGGUACGGUUCGGAUAAGAUACACGUGUCGAGGUUGGUGGAGCACUUAAGAGUUCGCCUGGAUGCUUCAUAUGAUGUCGCCACCAUCGGGGCAAACGCCGUCAAAGCAGGUGCAUGGGCGAAAGACGCAGCUCUGUUUAUGAUGCCGGGAGGGUUCGAUUUAGGAUUCAUUGAAUCUCUAGGUGACGAAGGCGCCGAGGAGAUCAAGAAGUACGUCAGAGAAGGCGGGUCCUACCUCGGCCAGGGUGCGGGGUCCUACUUCGCCUGCGAUAGUAUUCAGUUUGAUAUAAACGGCACGGAUGAGGUGGUCGGAGACCGCCCUCUCAAGUUCUAUCCAGGCAUAUGUAGCGGACCAGUAUAUGCUCCGUACCAUUACAAUGACUACAGUGGUGCCCGGGCUGCACCGAUCGACUUCGAGUUUAUUUCUCCAACCACUGGUGACGAGGAGGAGUCUAUCAACAUGAGGGCAUACUACAAUGGCGGGAACACUUUUCAAUUACCAAUCGACAACGAAAACAGAACAUGUGUAACGCUAGGGUCUUACACGGAGAGGAUCGACAACCCAGCCAUCGUCAAGUGUAAUAUCUACGAUGGUAUAACGGUCCUAGCAGGCGUUGAAAUGCAAUUCGGCAGCACCCACCUCGAUUCCAAUGACCACUUCUUGUCGGUAAUAAAGCAGCAACUGAAGCCAUACGAAUCUUCCAGGCUCCGUGCAUAUGAUUCAAUUCUCCGCCAUCUCGGCCUGACCACACGAUUUGCCUCUGCUCUUUAAAUGAAUAGAUAUAUUACCCACCUAUCAAUAACUGACAACAAAAUGAAAGAUGUACGACAAAGACCUACAAGGAACUAACAAUAAAGUGAAGGGAGUGUUACACAUACUAUACUUUGACAUUAAGUAAAUUAGGAUAAAUAACACAAUUACAACAACAUCACUUUGAG